GACUCAUGAAAUCAAAAAGCAAGUAGAUGGAUUGAUUAGUGAAACAAAAGCCACAGACUGUCGCCUUCAUAAUGUCUUCAAUGACUUUCUUAUGUUGUCCAAUACGCAGUUCAUAGAGAACAGAGUAUAUGAUGAAGAAGUGGAAGAGCCUAUUCCCAAAGCUGAUGGUGGAGACAAAACAGAGCAGGAAAAGACACGGGAACAGAAAGAAGCUGAUCUGAUCCCCAAAAUCCAAGCAGCAGUGAAUUAUGGGCUGCAAGUUCUGGACAGUGCGUUUGAACAGCUAGACAUCAAAGCAGGCAACUCUGACUCAGAAGAAGAAGAAAGUAACGAAAGGGUGGAACUGAUACUUGAGCCAAAGGAUCUCUAUAUUGAUAGGCCUUUACCUUACUUGAUUGGCUCUCAGCAGUUUAUGGAACAAGAUGAUGUUGGCCUCGGAGAUCUCUCUAGUGAAGAAGGAUCUGUAGAUAGCGAUCGUGGAAGUGUAAUUGACAGUGAAGAGAAGGAUGAAGAGGAAUCAGAUGAUGAAUUUGGAAACCCUAGUGAAGAUGACCAAAAGAUGAGGACAGCACAGAUGAGCGAUGAAGAUGAUUACGAUGGCUGUGAUCUCUUUGACUCUGAAAAAGAGGAAGAUGAGGAUGGAGACUUAGAUGAAAGCGCAAGGCCUAAAAAGAAGAGGCCAACGUCGUUUGCAGAUGAGCUGGCAGCCCGAAUCAAAGGAGAAGUACUAGUCAAACAGGAUGAAGAGCGUUCGUCCCUGUCACCAGAGACCAAACCAAGGAAAACCCUGAAAGAGAAGAAAGAAGUGAGAGUUCCAUCGGAUGAUGAAGAUGAUGACAUCUUCAAGCCUCCUAAGUUGACUGAUGAAGACUUCACACCGUUUGGGUCUAGGGGUGGCCUCUUCAGUGGUGGAACAGGUCUCUUUGACGAUGAAGAGAGUGAUCUUUUUGCUGAAGCACCAAAAGGAGAAGAAUCACAAGAGAAAGAGGAGCGAGUCCCAAUAAGUGAAGCAUCCUCUACAAAGUCCUUAAAGAAAGUUCCUGCAGGUGCAGUAUCUCUGUUCCCAGGAGGAAGUGAUGUGUUUAGUUCCACUGUAAUUGUGGAAAAAGACAAGAAACCUGCAGCACAGAGCACAGAGAAAACUCCUAAACAACCUGGGAAAGUUGUUCUGUUUGAUGAUGACGAUGAUGACUUCUUCGUGGGAUCAAGUAAAAAGCCUCCAGAUUCAGUCAAGUCCACAGGUGACCUGUUUGAUGAUGAUGAAGAAGGUGACUUAUUCAAGGAAAAACCUGCCAUUCCUCCUGUGGUUGCUGGCACAACUAAAGAAACAGAAAGCUGUAGGGAGACAGUCGUGGAAAAAAAGAGUCAACCAUCUUCAGGUGAGGACUUCAAGCCUUUAUCUGAAAUGCCUCCAAGAAAACAGAGGGGCCUCUUCUCUGAUGAGGAGGAUUCUGAAGACUUGUUUUCAUCAAGUAAAACUGUGAAGUCCAAAGCUAUGUCUCUCCCCACCAGUAAGUCCAUGACAAAAGCUCCGCUCUCCUUGUUUGAUGAUGAUGAAGAGGAUCUCUUUGGUGUGGUACCUGCCAAGAAGCAACAGGAAAAACCCCCGGAAGAGAAAGCAAAACAGUCAGAGCCACUCAAGAAAGCCUCCAGCUUAUUGUUCAGCAGUGAUGAAGAGGAACACUGGAAUGUCUCCAAGCCAGCUAAACUUCCUUCUGAAGAUGACCGAAAAGAGGACCCUGCAAAACCAGCUAGCACUGUCAGUCAGGCUAAAGCUGUGAAGAAGACGAGCCUCUUUGAGGAAGAGGAUGAGGAGGAUUUAUUUGCAAUCACUAAAGAGAGCCAAAGAAAGCCACAGAAGGUAUCGUUGUUGUUUGAAGAUGAUGCUAUUAAUGGAGAACCGUUCUUCAGCUCCCAAUCUACGCUACUUCCUUCAGCUGCUAAGGCUCCAGUGGAGAAAGUAAAACCAGCACAAGCACCACCUUUCUUUAAUGAAGAAGAAAAGGAGGAAAAGGAAGAUCUGCCAGAUAGAGCAGGAAAGUCUAACCAGGUAGAAGAUAGACUGUGGUGUUUAGAAGAGCCUGGAGCAGUUCCUGUGCCUAGAGGAACAGAUGUUGCAGGGCAGCAAACAAAGCAAAAAGUGGAGCCUUUUGCAGCAGCAUCCUCAGAGCCAGCCAGCAGUUCAGAUCUGUUUGCAACAUCACCACCAGCUCUGGAGAAAGAUGUCAAGACCCAAACUAAGAAAGUGUUAAGCUUGUUUGAGGAGGAGGAAGAGGAGAGACUGGAUGAUGAUGAUGGCAUUAAAAAUGCACAGAAAGAAAUUGGUGUGGCUUCUGAGAAAAGUACUCGGCCGAAAAGCACCGGAGUCUUUCAAGACGAAGAGCUCCUCUUCAGUCACAAACUUCAGAAGGACAAUGAUCCAGAUGUCGACCUCUUUGCCAGCCCCAAGAAGUCGAUGUCUGCAAACCGUAUCCUGAAGCCAUCAUCUGGAGGAGGGCUUUUUGGGGAUGACGAUGAGGAUGAUCUCUUCAGUACUGCUAAAACAAAUCUUCCGAAAAUAGCCGAGAAGAAAACACUUAAGGCCAGUACUGGCCCUUCCUUGGAGAGCAGUAACCUUCUAGAAAAUGUUUUAAGUGCUAAACAAGAUGAAGCUCUGAAGGCAGUAACUACAGAGGCUAACUUAGCUAUUAACCCUGCAGCCUUAUUACCUGGUGCAAUGCCUAAGGUCUCCAAUGUAAAGUCCCCCUUACCAGUUCUGGACACUCCAUUGCAUGAGCCCAAGGAUUUACAGAACAGCGAAGCCUUCUCUGCUGCAGGAAACAAUGAAGAACUAGGUGUAAGCUUUGAUCAGCCUAUGCAAGCGGAUACCUUGCACAGCGCCAAUAAGACCAGGAUCAAGGUUACAGGAAAACGAAGACCACCUAGCAGAAUGGCCCGCCGUCUAGCUGCCCAAGAGUCUGAAGAGAGUGAGGAGGUGGACAGUGCUAAAGAAUCACAAUUCUCUCUACCAAAACAGACGUCAGCAACAGUGAACAUAAAGGAACCUCUUGCUAUUGAAGCAGAGUCCAAGGAAAACGGCUUCCUCUCUGGCUUGUCACUACCAGCUCAUGGCAGCGUUUUGUCUGCUGGGACAAACAAACUCCUUCCUCCAGAAUCCACAGACCAAGGGGAUGAUCUGUUUGAAUCAGAAGACCUGUUUGCAACCAGCUCAACAUCCAGACCAGCUGCACAAUCAAAGUUAAAGGAGGGAAUGCCAGACAGUGCGGCUAACAAACCCAUCAAGGGCAGGGAGAAGAAGCCUGAUCUGUCUGUUCUGGGUGAUCAAGACAGCAAUGAUCUCUUCCAGCCUGUACAGCAAAAAUCUUCAACAAAAAGCAGCCCUAUACCUUUCUUGGAGGAAGAGGAAGACUCUCUCUUCACCUGUCAGAAAACUGGAAAAAAGGAGUUGAAAUCUGCCGUCCGGCAAGCUGUUGACCCUACUGCCCAAGAUAUCUUUGAGGAUGAUAUAUUUGCUACUGAGGCAAUUAAACCAAUGAACAAAGCAAAAGAGAAAAUACCAGAAACUAACCUGUUUGACGAUAACAUUGAUAUUUUUGCGGAUCUCACCGUAAAACCAAAAGAGAAGAAGACCAAGAAAAAGGUGGAACAAAAAUCCAUAUUUGAUGAUGAUAUGGAUGAUAACUUCUCUAGCAGCCAAGUCAAGAUACCCACUCCCAAAAGCAGAUCUUCCCAAGCAGCUUCAGAAGCAAAAUCUGAAAGCAAGACACUGAGCACAUUUGAUGACCCGCUGAAUGCCUUUGGAGGCCAGUAGCCAAGGGGAGUGUGUUGCAGAGAGGAGGCUUUCCUUACGCCCUGUCCAGUACUAAUACUCUGGAUUCUCUAAUCAGUAGAGCUGAAAUGAGAUGGCUGUGGAUAUUUAAAUGAGAUUACCCAUUUUAAAUGGUUAGUAUUCUCUUGUGCUGGGUCUAAUUGUGCUAAAUGAUAUAUUUAAAAAAAAAAAGACAGUAACCUCCUGCUAUCUUGUUUCCAUAGUGCCCAGAUGAAUAUAGCCUGUGCAAUACCUGCAAUGAAGUAAUCUAUUAUGCAAAGUAUAGUUUGUUUUAUUGAACAGAUCUAUAGAGAAAAUAAUUGAUAAAUAGUAACUGGAGUCUGUUAAACC
Molecule: messenger RNA, 4159 nt
Organism: Pygoscelis adeliae (Adelie penguin)
Lineage: Eukaryota; Metazoa; Chordata; Aves; Sphenisciformes; Spheniscidae
Gene: WASHC2C
Product: family with sequence similarity 21, member C
Exons: 28
Coding region: 92-3811 (1239 amino acids)
Biological process (GO): protein localization to endosome; retrograde transport, endosome to Golgi
Cellular component (GO): early endosome; WASH complex
Molecular function (GO): retromer complex binding; phosphatidylinositol phosphate binding
Source: RefSeq, a predicted model, not a curated record